AUGGGAUAUAAGAUAUAUUCUAACUCUGACUUAGUUCAAACAGUAACAUGGGCAAACUAUGAAUGGUUCGCUUUGAGAAACUCAGUACAACCACAAGCUAGAGAACAAACAGACCAGUAUGCAACUAUUGAGAAAAUAAGAAGACUUGACCCUAACGUUCCAGGAGUUUAUGUUAACCUUUCUGAACAAACUGCAGCAGCAGUAACCAAAGUAAAACUGAAACUUAGAGUUCCUUUGUCAUCUUUCCUCAUCUUCAGGUUUUUAAGAUACUUGCCAAACUGGGCAGGAAAAAUUUCUAUUGAACUUACUCCAAGCAAAAAUAACUUAGUCAUUGCACCAACACAAGACCCAUUCACUAUUACAGACGUAAAGGGAACAAAUCAAACGUCAUUCGCCGACUUUUGCAAAGACAAAGUUGACUUAGACUUUGGUUUCUCAAACCUCAACACUGAAGUAAACUAUUAUUUCAAUGCUGCUGGAACUGCUUGGGACCCAGUUAAGUUCACAUGCGAAAAGUUUGAAUGCAAGAGAAUAGAAAGCAGACUUGCAGUCUAUAUGUUGGACCCAGAUAUUUCAAAUGCUUUAGCUGCCAAAUAUAUUGCAGUUCCACUUAUGUUCCCUAUACACCAAAUAUCUGUCAAAGACUUUGCAGGUGAAGUUGGAAACCAAAGUGCUGACCCAGGUGCAAGAACAGAUAUUGCUUUAACAACUGCAAUGAAACAUGCAGAUACUAUGUUUGUACUGUUCAGACGAACUAUAAAUGACUAUUCUUGUUUCUACAACCCUGGUAUUAAAUAUCAUAUAAACAUAGAUGGCAAAUAUUAUCCAAGAGAAGAAUAUUCUACA
Trichomonas vaginalis G3 is the source of this 846-nucleotide messenger RNA. Its product is annotated as protein of unknown function, DUF4106 family. NCBI's taxonomy places the organism in Eukaryota, Parabasalia, Trichomonadida, Trichomonadidae. The record is from RefSeq and is a predicted model, not a curated record. The annotation marks the transcript as partial. The transcript has a single exon.